AUGCUAUAUAAAUUCAACUUGUAUGAACGUAAUGAAAGAUCACGGUCGAGGUCACCUAUCAGUGGAAUGAAAAACAAUGAGGAAGGGGCUCAAGCGUCUAGAAGAAUCCCGGGGCUCAGAGGACACAUGGUGUACGCCGAUCCGCUUGGAUAUACUUAUGUACAAAACAAUGUAUUAACAAAUCGACGGCAACUUCGAAGUUCACGGUAUGAACAAGGUUGUAGGUCAACAGCAUCAAUGUCUUUAUAUCCGGUAAAUGCGCCAAUUGUUAUGUAUUGUGGACAUGACCAUCAUUACGGGCUCGACAUUGAAAUUGGUGCAUUCAUUCAAUGAAGCGCUGAGACAGCAAGCUUUAGUGGAGGGAACAUCAGCUAGAACGAUUUUUGAAGAAGAAGCUAGAAGGACAGAAGAUUCCCAAAUGCAGCUAUGGAGGCACGAGCUGAACAAGCUCUUCGAGCAAUUCGCUAUAUUCGUUGUCGCUCUAUAUAUUUUAUAAAUCGGAGUAGUAUU
Molecule: messenger RNA, 510 nt
Organism: Metopolophium dirhodum (rose-grain aphid)
Lineage: Eukaryota; Metazoa; Arthropoda; Insecta; Hemiptera; Aphididae
Exons: 3
Coding region: 1-333 (110 amino acids)
Source: RefSeq, a predicted model, not a curated record